This is a messenger RNA of Hippoglossus stenolepis (Pacific halibut), 6090 nucleotides long. It is a transcript of the gene muc2.1, whose product is annotated as mucin 2.1. Gene Ontology annotation, cellular component: extracellular matrix. The transcript is spliced from 45 exons. Bases 1 to 6090 code for a protein of 2029 amino acids. NCBI's taxonomy places the organism in Eukaryota, Metazoa, Chordata, Actinopteri, Pleuronectiformes, Pleuronectidae. Gene Ontology annotation, molecular function: protein binding. The record is from RefSeq and is a predicted model, not a curated record.
AUGAGGUGGAGAUGUGUUGGGUUGUGUUUCCUUGCACUGGCUCUUGUUAUUGUUGAUGAUGUACAGGCCAGACUGGUUCGCAACCAUGUCAGCAGCAUCUGCAGCACGUGGGGCCGGGAGCACUUCAAGACGUUCGACGGUGACGUGUUCCAGUUUCCUGCCAUGUGUGAAUACAAUCUGGUCUCCGACUGCCACGAAUCCUACCAGGAGUUCUCAGUGCACAUGAGGAGGAGGGAGAAUGAUGGAGACCCCACCGUCAGCUACGUGGUGGUCACCAUCGGUGAACUGUCAUUCCACCUCAGCAAGACGCUGGUCACUGUGAACAACGAGCCUGUCAAGCUGCCGUACCACAACGCAGGGGUCCAGGUGGAAAAAAAUGCUGUUUACCUCAAACUCCAGUCCAAAGUGGGCAUCACGGUCAUGUGGAACGCUGACGAUGCAAUCCUGGUGGAACUGGAUCAGGACUAUGCUAAUCGAACUUGUGGACUUUGUGGAGACUUCAACGGUGUUUCAGUCUACAAUGAGUUCAUUCACAAUGGUCGCCAAAUCAGCUCAAUUGAGUUUGGCAACAAACACAAAAUCCAUAAUCCAAACGAAGAUUGUGAGGACCCGUAUGAAGAGGAUUAUGAAUCACUGGACGCUGUGAGCGUGGCCGAUUCAUGCACGACAUUUCAAACCACCUGUAACCAGAUGUUGCGUUCAGAGUCCUGGAGCUCCUGCAUCAAACUGAUCGACCCUGAACCUUACAUCCAGGCCUGCGUGCAGGACAUGUGCGGCUGCACCAACAAAACAAAUGACUUCUGUGUCUGCAGCACAAUGUCUGAGUUCUCUCGACAGUGUUCCCAUGCAGGAGGGCAGCCUCCCAGCUGGAGGACACCUCAGUUCUGUGCUAAACAGUGCCCCUUCAACAUGGUGUAUGAGGAGAGCGGUUCACCUUGUUUGGACACUUGCUCACACCAGGACACGAGUUCACUGUGUGAGGACCACAAAAUGGACGGCUGCUUCUGUCCUCCUGGAACUGUGUUUGAUGAUAUUUCCAUCCGAGGGUGCAUCAUUCAAUCUGCAUGUCAGUGCAAACAUAACAAGGUCUAUAACUCCGGUGAGGUUUACCGACAGGACCGAUCAGAGUGUACAUGUUUGGAGGGUAGAUGGGCCUGUAAGAGCCUCCAAACACCUGCUACAUGUGCAGUCGAGGAGGGCUCACAUGUCACCACCUUUGAUGGGAAAACCUUCACCUUCCAUGGAGAUUGCUAUUACAUCUUAGCCAAGGACGACACAAGUCCAAAGUUCACCAUCCUGAUCCAGCUGGUGCCUUGUGCAAACCAAGAGUUUGAUACUUGUCUCAAAACCCUGAAAAUCCUGCUGAACAAUGACAGAAACAAUGUAUUAACGUUCACCUCAGAUGGAAAAGUGAAGCAGAAUACACAGACCAUCAGUUUGCCAUACCAGGCUCUAGGCGACAUCAACAUCUUCCAGGCUUCGUCCUUUCACAUUUUGCUCCAGACCAGUUUUGGGUUGCAGGUUCAGAUCCAGCAUGUGCCCGUCAUGCAAGUCUAUGUCAGUCUGGAUCCGAGCUACAGAGGAAAUACAAGAGGUUUAUGUGGCAACUACAACAUGGUCCUGUCUGACGAUAUGAAGACACCUCAGGGGAUCGUGGAAGGAACAGCCGUCACUUUCAGUAACUCCUGGAAGGCCAACCUCAUGUGUCGAGACAGAGAUGAAAGACUUGACGACCCCUGUUCCCUCAGUGUAGAGAAUGAGCUGUACGCCAAACACUGGUGCGCCUUGCUGCUGGAACCAAACAGCCCCUUUGCACAGUGUCACUCAGCGGUGGAUCCUGAGAUGUACCACAAGCGAUGCACUUAUGCGAGCUGUAACUGUGAGAAGAGUGAGGCCUGCUUGUGCGCCGUCUUGUCCUCUUAUGCGCGGGCUUGUGCAGCGAGGGGGGUGUUCUUAAAAGACUGGAGAGAGAACGUGUGCGAUAAAUACUCAAGGAGCUGCCCGGCAUCUCAGACCUUCUCUAACAAACAUCAGAGAUGCCAGUUGACCUGCAGCUCGCUGGGCUCAAAUCAGCAGAGCUGCUCCUCCGACUUCCUGCCUGUGGACGGCUGCUCCUGCUCUGAGGGUCUCUACCUGAAUGAAAAAGGCACCUGCGUACCCAUGGCAAAGUGUCCCUGCUACUACAACGAAGCGUACAUCAAGCCAGGGAAGUCCAUCAGCAUCAAGGACGAACACUGUGUUUGCAAUAAUGGGAUACUUCACUGUCAUUCUUGGAGAGCCCGCUUAUCAAAAUGCCCUUCUCCAAAAGAGUUUUUCAACUGCUCCUCUCCGGGCAAAGGAGAGCUUGGAGUCCAGUGUGCUCGAACCUGUUUGAAUCUGGACAACAAUGAUUGUGACUUCACAGAGUGUGAAUCAGGUUGCCAGUGUCCCAGUGGCCUCGUUGAUGAUGGCAAAGGUUCCUGUGUGAGAGAGAAAGAAUGUCCAUGUCAGCAUGACGGGCAUCUGUACGCCGCAGGAGCACAAAUUCCUAACAAGUGUAACACCUGUACCUGCAAGAGUGGAAAGUGGGAAUGCACAGAGAAAAAAUGUCCAGGAACUUGUACUAUCUACGGGAGUGGUCACUACUCUACAUUUGAUGAGCAAACAUAUGCCUUUCAAGGAGAUUGUGCCUACAUUGCUGUCAAGAACAAAUGUGGCAAUAAAACAGUAGAGUACAACUUUGGAAUUAUCACAGAAAAUGUACCGUGUGGAUCUACAGGCACCACCUGCUCCAAAACUAUCAGGAUCCAACUUGGGCGAACGGAAAUCAAACUAGCAAAGGGCAAAUACGAAAGGAUGGACGAGGGACCAGGCCCUGAUAUUCCGAUAAAAAUAAGACAGGUCGGCUUGUACUUGGUGGUAGAAUCUUCCAUUGGUGUGGCAGUGAUGUGGGAUCGCAAAACAACUGUUCGCAUCCUCCUGGAACCCCAGCACAGCGGAAAGGUAUGUGGCCUGUGCGGAGAUUUUGACGGUGAUGUCCAGAAUGACUUCACCACCCAGGGUCAGCUGGAGGUGAGCACUCCCACAGAAUUUGCAAACAGCUGGAAAGUGCACAGCAGCUGCCCAGAUGCGGAAACAAGUGUCGACCCUUGCAAAGCGACACCCAAUCGACAUCACUGGGCAAAAUCGAUGUGCAGCAUUAUAACCGGGCCAACGUUCAGAGGCUGCCACAAUAAGGUAAACCCCCUUCCAUUUUAUGAAAACUGCGUGAAAGACUCAUGUGCCUGUGACACUGGAGGAGACUGUGAGUGUUUCUGCACAGCGGUCGCAGCUUAUGCUCAAGCUUGUAAUGAAGCUGAAGUCUGUAUUGCAUGGAGAACUCCAGACAUCUGUCCUGUCUUUUGUGACUAUUACAACAACCCAGAUGACUGCAAGUGGCAUUACAACCCUUGUCACAAACCUUGUUACAAGACCUGUCUGAAUCCAGAAGGAAAUUGUACUAACCCUAUACCCAAUCUUGAAGGCUGUUACCCCGUAUGCCCAGAAGAUAAGCCCAUAUUUGAUGAGGACAACCAGAUUUGUGUGGCGCUCUACAGCCCCACCAACUGGACCUCCAACUCCUGGGCCAACUACAACCACAGAGUCUACAACCCUUCCAACCAAACCUCCUACUACAACUGUGGGGCCAACCACAACCACAUCUGCCACAACCCCAUAACCUCCUACUACAACAACAACCACAAAGUCUACAACCCCCGCAACCAAACCACUUACGACAACUGCAGGGCCAUCUACAACCACAAAGUCUACAACCACAACAACCAAACCUCCUACUACAACUUCAGGGCCAACCACAACCACAGACAAAAUGAGACAUUCUUUAUCUGCAACUGCACCAUGGCCAAAUGCAUUGAGAACGAUACAAUUGUAAUUGUCCCAUAUGAAUGUCCACCCAUCGAGCCCAUCACUUGUACCAACGGAGGGAAACCAGUUCUUGUGUAUGACGAGUACUACUGCUGCCAACAUUAUGCUUGCGACUGUGUAUGUGAAGGCUGGGGAGAUCCUCAUUACAUCACAUUUGAUGGAUUGUUCUACAGUUACCAAGGAAACUGCACUUACAUUUUGAUGCAAGAGAUUUCACCAAAGCAUAAGCUGAAGAUUUAUAUUGACAACGUCUUUUGUGAUCCAACUGAAGAUGUUUCUUGUCCGCGAUCUUUGAUUAUAUCAUAUAAUUCGCAAAUGGUUAAACUUAUAAAUCACAAUCUUAUGGGAGCAGCACAGUUGGAGGCUCUGAAAAAUGGAAUACGUCUGAAACUACCUUAUUCACAAGACGGCGUUAAGAUCUUAAAUUCUGGCAUUAACAUGAUUCUGGAGAUCCCCCGUUUAAGAGUGAUCAUUACAUUUGGAAUAACUGGCUUUAGCAUUACCCUACCAUUUCAAAACUUUGGCCAAAACACUCAGGGCCAUUGUGGAACGUGUGACAACAACCAGGCCAAUGACUGCAUGUUGCCUGGAGGCCAGCUGAUUGAAAGUUGUGCAGUGAUGGCUGACUUUUGGCUUGCAAAAGACAUUUCCCCACCCAGCUGUGAGUUACCAUCUGUGCUGCCCACCAAAGUACCUCCACCUCCAACAGACUUAAUUCCAUGCAAGCCGGAUAGCAUGUGCGACCUUCUUAGAAGCAGCAUCUUUGCAGAGUGCCAUCCAGUUGUUUCCAUUGAGAAUUUCUACAGAGGUUGUGUUUUUGACAGCUGUCAUGUUUCAAACCCAGUAGUGGAGUGCACAAGUUUGCAGACUUAUGCUGCUGCCUGUGCCCAGGCUGGGGUUUGCCUAAACUGGAGGAACCACACUACAUUGUGUGCAAGUGGCUGCCCGUCAAACACAGUUUACAAACCAUGUGGUCCUGUAGAACAGCCCACCUGCGAAGACAAUCCUGAAGAAGUAAUGAUGAACUAUACUACCGAGGGCUGCUUUUGUCCAGAUGGAAUGAAACUCUUCAACAAAGACUCUGGCGUGUGUGUUGAUAAGUGUGGGUGUCUUGAUCCCGAGGGCAUUCCUCGUGAGUUCGAUGAGCAGUUUGAGUACAAAUGCCAAAACUGCAUCUGCAAGGAGUCAACUAAGACUGUGACCUGUAAGCCCAAGGUUUGCCCAGAGCCACCUGCAGAAAGCUGCUCUGGUCCAGGGUUCAUCCUUGUCAACAAAACGAAUCCGUCAGACAGCUGUUGUUAUUCCUUUGUUUGCCAAUGUCAAAGCAGCACUUGCCCAGUUAUCAGCAUGAAGUGUGCAGUUGGACAUAUGCCAGUCGUCAGUGUCCCUGAGGGGAAAUGCUGUUUAGAACAUACAUGUGAGCCUAAAAGAGUUUGUGUCCACAGAGGGGCUGAGUACCAGCCUGGUUCUACAGUUCCUGUUCAGAUUUGUCAAGACUGUACCUGUAGUAAUAAGGUGGACUCCCAUAGUGGACUUUUCCAAAUAACCUGUGAGUUGCAGCAAUGUCAAGAAACCUGUGACAAGGGAUAUGAAUAUAUGGAAACUGAUCCAGAAGUAUGUUGUGGAAAGUGUGUACAGACACACUGUGAAUUCAGUCUGAACGGUACCAAGCAACUGUUGAUGCCGGGAAAAACCUGGUCACCACCUGAGAACAUGUGUGAGCAUUACACCUGUAUUAAGAGCGGUGAGACUUUACUAACGACCAGCUCACAUAUCGUGUGUCCACCUUUCCAGCAGAGCAACUGCCAACCUGAUACAAUUCAGACUGCAGCCAAUGGUUGUUGUAAAAUAUGUAUGGAGAAGGAGAGAGCCUGCAAGUUAGUACCCAUGAAAAUCGUGAUUUUGCAAAACGGCUGUCAGUCUUCUGAGAGGAUAGCCAUGCCGUACUGUGAAGGAUCCUGCAAUACUUUCACCAAGUACUCUGAGGCAGCAGCUGCUCUGCAGCAGUCCUGCUCCUGCUGUAAGGAGACACAGGCCAGCAGACGCACUGUGGACUUGCACUGCCUGAAUGGAGACGUGGUUCCCUACACAUACACACAUGUGGAUGAGUGUGGCUGUGGCCACACAGACUGCACUACACUUCCUGGAAAAUCUGCUCGCAGGAGGCGAAGCUUCACACUAGUGUAG